This is a messenger RNA of Penaeus indicus, 1729 nucleotides long. RefSeq lists its product as uncharacterized. NCBI's taxonomy places the organism in Eukaryota, Metazoa, Arthropoda, Malacostraca, Decapoda, Penaeidae. The coding region runs from base 322 to 1593 and encodes 423 amino acids. The transcript has a single exon. The record is from RefSeq and is a predicted model, not a curated record.
UGUGAUCAAAAUCACACAACCAUCUAAAAACAUUGGAAAUAGUUGUUCUAGAUCUGUUGAAAAAUCUGUAGGGUAAACAAGAUCCUACCAUCGAGAGAAAGGCUAUAAAAUAUUCUUAUCAAUUGGUUGGAUCUAAUUAUAAGAUUUCGCAGCUGUCCUGCAGUAUCUACUGGUACUAAUAGUAAUACAGAGGUAUUUAUUUGAUUUAAUUUGAUUUAGCAUAUUGGGUACAUAGGUAGAUUUCAGGCUGAUGUAGUAAUUUAGUUUUUUUUUAUUCCAGGUAAUGACCGAAGCGCUGGUAGCAAAAUCGCUGAGAGGACCAUGGCCUUAUUGAACUCCUGGGAUUGUGCUGACUCUAUUGUCAAUAUGGUUUUUGAUACAACCGCCAGCAACACUGGCCAUGUGACUGGGGCUUGUGUCUCUAUUCAACAAGAACUUGGACGUGCAUUGCUUUGGUCAGCUUGUCGGCACCAUGUAGGCGAAACCAUUAUCCGACACGUCUUCGACGACCUCAAGAUUGAGGUUUCGAAAUCGCCUGAUGUCACAGUCUUCUCGCGAUUCCGUAAGAACUUUGAACUGGCACCACACAGUGGUAACAUUAAACUUUCAAAAUUCGAUAUGUCCGCCUAUGGUGAAUCUGCGCAAGAUCUUAUCCAGGACUGGCGAGCGGACAGUCUGGCGACAGCAAGCUCAAACUUACAAUUCCAACGAGACGACUAUCACGAAUUCAGUGAACUAUGCCAGUUGUUUUUACUUGCUGAUGAGCGAAGCGAUGAGCAAACCAAGACUGACUUUAGUUUCAAACGGCCUGGGGCUGUACACAAAGCACGUUGGAUGGCUAAAGUUAUCUACGCCCUGAAAAUCUCAUUACUGGAGACCGAAAUCGAAGCUCUACCAGCUGGAACCAUAACCACACACCAACAAGUUCCCAAAAUAAGGGAAUUUGUCAAUUUCGUCUCUUUGAUAUACUUCAGGUGGUGGUCAACCUGCUCAUCAGCUCUUGAUGCUCCUUGGAACGACCUGCAGUUGUUCAAACGGAUGAUUCUGUAUGCAGCAGUUAACCCUCACAUUUCACAAAGUUCCCUCACCGCUUUCAAACGUCAUAUGUGGUAUUUGACUCCGGAAAUGGUUCCGCUGGCUUUAUUCAGUGAUUCUGUACCAAACAAUGAACGCCAGGGACUUGCCGAACGACUGUUGACUUUAAAACCAGAUGAUACUGACUCGUUGCCCAGAAAUCGCUUUGGGACUGGUUUCGGAAAGCCCAAAUUCCCGGAGGACAUAAAUGAAAACACUACAUUGGCAGACAUUGUUACAGAAGAUUCGUGGUAUAUCUUCAAAUUACUGGAUUUGAAUCCUGACUUUCUUUCAAAAGGUGUUGAUGACUGGGAGACCUCUGACUCGUACAUCACUUCGAAGUCCCAUGUCAGUUCUAUCAAUGUCACCAAUGACUGUGCUGAAAGAGCUGUAAAACUCAGUGCGGACUAUGCAAGCGCAGCAAGGAAAGAGGACAAUUAUCAAAACAUCCUCCACGUUGUGGAGUCUGACAGAAAGUGCACGCCGAACCUAAGAAACCCAAAAAAGAAAAGACUUUAAGCAUAGCAUUUGUGAUCAACAAUAAUAACCUGAUAAUAACUGUUCUUUCUCUUUUACGGUUAUCAUUGCAUAGUUUUUCCUUGUGAAAUGUUCUUAAUAUCCAGUAUAUGCUUGGAAUAAAAUAUUUUUGACCUUU